Molecule: messenger RNA, 1029 nt
Organism: Rhinocladiella mackenziei CBS 650.93
Lineage: Eukaryota; Fungi; Ascomycota; Eurotiomycetes; Chaetothyriales; Herpotrichiellaceae
Exons: 2
Coding region: 1-1029 (342 amino acids)
Molecular function (GO): methyltransferase activity
Source: RefSeq, a predicted model, not a curated record
AUGUGCGUGGAAGAGCCAGAGCAGCCGCCUGGAGGCCACCAACCGGCUCUCACACCUGAUUCCGAUCAGAGCGACGCAGACUCUGCUUUUGGCGGCCCUAUCGAAGGCUCAUGGUCAGCCUCUCUGGCCAGCUCAGUUUUGAACUACAAGUACGAAAAUGGCCGAAGAUACCAUGCGUACCGUGAAGGCCAGUAUAUCCUGCCGAAUGAUGAGGAUGAGCAGGCUCGACUCGAUAUGCUUCACCACAUCUACAAAAUGAUCAUUGGAGGCGCUUUAUAUCGGGCUCCCCUUCUUCAGCCGCAGCGAGUGCUCGACUUGGGAUGUGGCACUGGUAUAUAUUGUAUCGAGUUUGGCGACGACCACCCCGAAUCAAUUGUCAUUGGCGUCGACCUUAGCCCUAUCCAGCCGGAGUUUGUCCCUCCAAACGUCAAAUUUUACGUCGACGAUAUCGAGAGCGAAUGGGCAUAUCCGCGUUCGGAGCACUUCGAUUUUAUCCACGGACGAGCAUUGUGUGGGAGUAUCGCUGACUGGCCAAACUUAUUCAAACAGGCGCUUGAGAACCUAAAGCCAGGUGGGUGGAUGGAGAUGCAGGAGUACCAGUGUCAUGUCUGGUCCGAUGAUGGCACAGUGGAUGAAGCAAUCUACCUGAAAGACUGGGUCGAGCAAAUGAACGAAGCUAGCAAGAGAUUCGGAAAGGAGUUAAAGACGGCUGAUGCCUUGAAGCGGACCAUGCAGGACGUCGGCUUUGUGGACGUACAUGAAGAGAUAUACAAGGUACCGAUUGGCCCGUGGGCAAAAGACAAGAAGUUAAAAGAACUCGGGACAUUUUAUCGAGCUCAGUUUAUCGACGCGGUUGAGCCGUUUACCUUAGCUUUGUUCACCCGAGUGCUUGGUUAUUCCAAUGAUGAGGCGAUGAUUCACAUUGCAAGGGUCAAAAAGGAUUUGGUCAAUCCGAGGUUACACAUGUACGUGCACUUCCACUUUGUGUGGGGACGAAAAGCAUCCGAACAACCAGCCAGCGAGGGCUAG